AUGGACAGAAGCAAAAUCCAUCCUUGCAUCAAGCUCAACAAAGCCAUGACUCUGCUUGAUCUAAAUAUUUCUUUUUUCCUUUUAACAGGCCAAAAGAAGAGGCGCAUUGCACAUACUCAGCUGAAUCGAGAAUCUAGUCGUUCACACAGUGUGUUUCUAAUUAAACUGGCUCAGGCCCCUCUCAAUGCAGACGGAGAUAAUGUUCUGCAGGAGAGAGAGUUAAUAUCUUUGAGCCAGUUAUCACUGGUUGACCUAGCAGGAAGUGAGAGAACAAACAGAACCAAAGCUGAAGGAAACAGACUCCGUGAAGCAGGUAACAUCAAUCAAUCACUGAUGACGCUGAGAACUUGUAUUGAAGCUCUGAGAGAGAACCAAACUUACGGGACCAGUAAGAUGGUCCCUUACCGAGACUCCAAACUGACUCAUCUUUUUAAGAACUAUUUUGAUGGUGAGGGUAAAGUGCGUAUGAUUGUCUGCGUGAAUCCAAAGGCAGAAGACUAUGACGAGAGUUUGCAAGUCAUGCGAUUUGCAGAAAUCACCCAAGAAGUGGAAGUUGCAAGACCUGCUGACAAGCCUCUGUGUGGACUAACUCCUGGUCGGCGAUUCAAGAACCAGGCUUUCAGAGAGGAGCUCUCCCGGCAACUGGAAAUCCGAGGUGGACCAGUUGAUGGAGACAGAGGCCCCUUGGCUAGAGAGCUGCUCCUGCAGAGCUUCCCUCCAGUGCCUUCCUGUGAACUUCUGGACAUCAAUGACGAUCAGACCCUGCCUCGGCUGAUUGAAGUGCUUGAAAAACGGCACCACAUCCGGCAAAAGCUGUCAGAAGAGUUUGCCAAAAAUGUCCUAUAUGUAAAGAACAUGUUGCAAGAACUUGAUGCCAAUGUUGUAUCCAAAGAGAACUUUGCACAAGUGAAAAUAGCUGAAAGAGACAAAAUCAUAACAGGACAAAAAACUGAGAUUGAGCGGCUAGAGAAGAAAGCAAAAACUCUGGAAUAUAAGAUUGACAUCCUGGAGAAAACAACAGCAAUUUAUGAAGAAGAGAAACGCAACUUGCAUCAGGAAUUAGAAAGCAAGAGUCAAAAGCUGCAGCGUCAAGUUUCAGACAAGCGUAGACUAGAAGCUCGUUUACAGGGCAUGGUGACAGAGACGACAAUGAAAUGGGAGAAGGAAUGUGAGCGGCGUGUGGCAGCCAAGCAGCUUGAGAUGCAGAAUAAACUUUGGGUGAAAGAUGAGAAACUAAAGCAGCUAAAAGCCAUUGUCACGGAACCUAAGGGUAACAAACCUGAGCGACCUUCACGAGAAAAGGAUCGGGAGAAAGCUCUGCAAAGAUCGUUGUCGCCUCCCCCAGUGCCUUUUUCUAGUAACUGUAUCACUCACCUGCCUAACAACCAUGAUCUGCCUGCCAGAAGCCAGCCACAGCUGCACAGGCGUUCCAAUUCUUGUAGCAGCAUUUCGGUGGCUUCCUGCAUCUCGGAGUGGGAGCAGAGAACACCUACACAGCACAGCAAGCCUCCUGGCAGGGGUGACAAUGGCCUCCCCAGAGCCAGAAGUAGACUCCAGGAGCCAGAGCAAGCCAGGCCCUGGGUUAUGUCCGAGAGAAGGCGGGGCAUGUGCUGGACAGGAGUCCUGGCAGCCUCCAGCACUAGAGGGCCCCUAGAGCUAGAAGAGGACUUGUGCUGCAGGAACGCUCCUCCUGUUCGCCUUCGCCACAGGCGCUCUCGCUCAGCAGGGGAGAGGUGGGUGGACCAUAAACCUCCUUCCAAUGUCCAGACUGAGACAGUCAUGCAGCCACAUGUCCCCCAUGCCAUCAUGGUAACCUCUGCAAAUGAGAAGGCACUGGCAAAGUGUGACAAGUACAUGUUGACUCACCAGGAGCUGGCAUCUGAUGGGGAGAUUGAGACAAAACUGAUCAAGGGUGAUGUUUUCAAGACCAGGGGAGGUGGACAGGCUGUUCAAUUCACUGAAAUAGAGACCCUGAAGCAAGAGUCACCAACAGGUCGCAAGCGGCGAUCCUCUCCCUCAAGCGCUCACCUGCCCGAGGAGGCCUCAGAGUCGGAAUGGACUGAUGUAGAAACACGAUGCUCAGUCGCAGUGGAGAUGAAGGCAGGUUCCCACCUUGGACCUGGCUAUCAACAUCACGCUCAGCCCAAACGCAGGAAACCAUGAAGCUUUGGGAUUUCUGCUGGGGCGGCUUAGUCAAAUAAAGUUUCAGGCUACAUAGCUGGCUAUGCUAGACAAUGACAAAAGGGAAAUUAAAUAAAAAGUGCCUCUCUUGACCCUCAUCUAUAUCAUGGCUUUGAGGAAGAUGGUGUCAUUUUAUUAUUAUAUGCAUUUCUCUGACUCCUUAUAAGAAGGUUCUUGCUCCCUUUUUCUUCUCAUACCUCAACACUUCUUUCCAUGCUGAUUUUUAAGGGAUGAUGUAUUAAACGUGUUGCUAUUUAUUUAGCUGUCAUCAUGCACUUUAGAAUCUCUGGGUAGUGUUUUGAAUUUUGCUUUUAGAAACAGCUGUCUUCUGAGUUUCCAUUAAAACUGCAGUGCUUUCCCCAGGAAUGUUUGUAUACAGGAGACAGCUGGACAGUAGACAGGAAAUUUUACAACUUUGUUUCCUGCCAUAUAGUUGGAGUAAUAGGUAACGUUCCUUGCUAUACAGAAUUUUAGUGUAUCAGAUGAUUAGACAACUAUGUAGUAACAGGUCUAUAGCUGUUGUGAUUUCUUCAACUGAAUUUGCAAAUAAAAAAUUCAUUC
Molecule: messenger RNA, 2742 nt
Organism: Python bivittatus (Burmese python)
Lineage: Eukaryota; Metazoa; Chordata; Lepidosauria; Squamata; Pythonidae
Source: RefSeq, a predicted model, not a curated record